UGGGCUAGCCCCCGGAUGCAACCUCUUAGAUACUAUCAUAACAUCACUGCAAACACUUUAGUGGUGCUGGAAGCUAUGGCAACGCACAAUGUGAAAACUCUGAUCUACUCUAGCACAUGUGCUACCUAUGAAGAGCCUGAGAAGAUGCCUAUCACUGAAGAAACUCCCCAGUUUCCGAUCAACCCAUAUGGUAAGGCCAAGAAAAUGGCUGAGGAUAUCAUUUUGGAUUUUUCAAAGUCCAAGAAAUCAGACAUGGCUGUGAUGAUUCUAAGAUACUUCAAUAUCUUUCCUUGCAAAAAAAAAAAUGUCAUUGGUUCUGACCCGGAAGGCAGGCUGGGUGAGGCUCCUAGACCUGAAUUGCGUGAGCAUGGUCGUAUAUCUGGUGCGUGCUUCGACGCAGCACUGGGCAUAAUUCCAGGUUUGAAGGUUAAAGGUACCGACUACGAAACGCCUGACGGCACUUGUGUAAGAGAUUACAUUGAUGUCACCGACCUGGUUGACGCCCAUGUGAAGGCGCUCAACAAGGCAGAAAGAGGCAGAGUUGGCAUAUACAAUGUUGGCACUGGAAAAGGUCGGUCAGUGAAGGAGUUUGUCGAAGCUUGCAAGAAGGCAACCGGAGUCGCCAUCAAGGUCGGCUACUUCCCCCGCCGGCCAGGUGACUACGCGGAGGUGUACAGCGAUCCCGCGAGGAUCAACCGGGAGCUGAACUGGACCGCGCAGCACACCGACCUCCACGAGAGCCUCAGGGUUGCGUGGACAUGGCAGAAGGCGCACCGGAGCGGCUACGAGCCACCGGCGGCGAUGAUUUUGUGAAGACGUUGCCUUUGUAGCAACCGGCCGGCUAGCUGAAUAUAUAUUGGUGGAGACUUCCCUCAAGGGCUCUAGUCGCUCACUCACAGAUGGCAGUUUAUAAUUUUAUAUAUAGCACUCAUGGUCAUUCGUUUUUUUUAACGGUACGACCUAUUUUUACGGUCUUCAUUGGAGUGGACCGCUCCGUGCGAGCCCACCGAAAAUCGGGAAAAUCCCGUGCAUACCGUGCUCCCUCCAUCAUUCGUUCAGUUCUUGAGAAAUCAUUUUUAUCGCAGGCUAGCUUUAGCUGUUUCAUCAUGUAAUAUGGAUGUGUUCGUUAUACAGGGUUAUAUAAUUAUAAUAAAAAUCCAGCAAGCUAUUCUCAGAA
Molecule: messenger RNA, 1177 nt
Organism: Phragmites australis (common reed)
Lineage: Eukaryota; Viridiplantae; Streptophyta; Magnoliopsida; Poales; Poaceae
Product: probable UDP-arabinose 4-epimerase 1
Exons: 7
Coding region: 16-813 (265 amino acids)
Biological process (GO): beta-D-galactose catabolic process via UDP-galactose, Leloir pathway
Cellular component (GO): cytosol
Molecular function (GO): UDP-glucose 4-epimerase activity
Source: RefSeq, a predicted model, not a curated record